GCGGACUGCGGUGCUCAGCCGCCUUGAGCGAUUGCUGGGGCUCUGCUCCGGGAGGGAGCCAGCCUGGAGGCCGGUCCCUGAUCACCAUGGAAUUGCCUCUAAGCCAAGCUACCCUCCGGCACACACUGCUGCUCCUGCCUGCCCUCUUAAGUUCAGGUCAAGGGGAGCUGGCGCCGCAAAUUGAUGGUCAGACCUGGGCUGAGAGAGCACUUAAGGAGAAUGAGCACCAUGCCUUCACCUGUCGGGUUGCAGGGGGUUCUGCCACUCCCCGAUUAGCCUGGUACCUGGAUGGACAGCUACAGGAGGCCACCACCUCACGACUCCUGAGUGUGGGCGGGGACGCCUUCUCUGGAGGUACCAGCACUUUCACUGUCACUGCCCAGCGCUCCCAACAUGAGCUUAACUGCUCCCUGCAGGACCCAGGGAGUGGCCGGCCAGCCAAUGCCUCUGUCAUCCUCAAUGUGCAAUUCAAACCAGAGAUUGCCCAGGUCGGAGCCAAGUACCAGGAAGCUCAGGGUCCAGGCCUUCUGGUUGUCCUGUUCGCCCUGGUGCGGGCCAACCCACCUGCCAAUGUCACCUGGAUUGACCAGGAUGGGCCAGUGACUGUCAAUGCCUCUGACUUCCUGGUGCUGGAUGCUCAGAACUAUCCCUGGCUGACCAACCACACCGUGCAGCUGCAGCUCCGAAGCUUGCCACAUAACCUCUCGGUGGUGGCCACCAAUGACGUGGGUGUCACCAGUGCCUCACUUCCAGCUCCAGGACUCCUGGCCACACGGAUAGAAGUGCCACUGCUGGGUAUCGUUGUGGCUGGAGGACUUGCCUUGGGUACUCUAGUGGGGUUCAGUACCCUGGUGGCCUGCCUGGUCUGCAGGAAAGAGAAGAAAACAAAAGGCCCCUCCCGGCGUCCUUCUCUGAUAUCUAGUGACUCCAAUAACCUGAAACUGAAUAACGUGCGCCUGCCACGGGAGAACAUGUCCCUCCCAUCCAACCUUCAGCUCAACGACCUCACUCCGGAUCUCAGAGGGAAAGCAACAGAGCGGCCAAUGGCUCAGCAUAGCAGCCGUCCAGAGCUUCUAGAAGCCGAGCCUGGUGGCCUUCUCACCAGCCGAGGUUUCAUCCGUCUCCCAAUGCUGGGCUACAUCUACCGUGUGUCCAGCGUAAGCAGUGAUGAGAUUUGGCUCUGAGCUUGAGGCUGAGGCAUGAGGCCCAGGUGGCCUGUGGGCUCCCCGGAGUGCCCACUCCAGAGCGCCUUCCAGCUUCCCUGUGCCUCGCCCUGUUGUGACUAUGAAGAAACCAUGUCACUGCCAUCUGGCCCGCCUGGCAAGGAUACCCUGUGGGUCAUGCAUGUGUAUUUUCAUUGCACUUUAACCUGCAAGGCAUGGGUACCCUUGGCAAGACCACCGGUCAGAACUAAGCCCCUUGCCCUCACUCAGUUUGGGGCCCUGCAUGUGAUAACCUGGUCCAGGCAGACAGAACUCUGGUGUCACCCAACAUCUAAGAGAUGGGCCUAUUUAUUAGAUGUCCCACGCUAGUAUGCUCUGCAAGUAGGCAGAGAGAUGCCUAUGUGGGGACAGGAGGGUCCCUGCACAACUCAGAUGUCUUUCCUUUGCUAUGCAGCUUUGCCCCUCUCAGGGAAAACUUAGCCCCUGCUAUCUGUUAUAGAAUCAAGCUGCCCUUUGCUCAGGAACCAGCCCCUUACCCAGGGACCUGGCCAAGCACAAAUUAGUCCCUUUUGCUGCAUAUCUUUCUGCCCCUUUGUCCCCACCUCCUCUUGGGCAUCAUAGGUCACACCCUAGACCUUCUUCCCAGGGCAUUAGACCUCCAUUGGCUGGGGCCCGCAGCUGCCAGCCUUUGGUAGUAGCACAAGAUGAGCAAGAAGAGGUGACAGGUGGGCUGGCUCCCAGGACAGCAUGUUGCUAUGCAUCGUUUUGUAAAAUGUCUGUACUUUAAGCACAUUUUCCAGGAGAGAGGAAGGCCCAGGGCCUUCUUGGGUUCCCUGUGUUUGGCCUUCCUGGCCUUCCGCAAUCACUGUGAGUGUUCUGAGCACUCAGGGUCCGUGGUUUCCCUCUCUGCAUGUCUCUCCCCGAUGCAGCCAUAUUCCCGACCAAACCGGGCUGCCCCAUCCUAUUCUUCAGGGGAUGGUCACAGUGGAUAUGCAAUCCAACAGCGCCAGAAGCUUUAGGGGAACAGAGAAAGCAGGGGCCCACAGAGCUCCAAAGAGCUAACAAUACUUCUUAAAAAGCAACCCGAAAAUGGCUGGCGCACAGCAGAGUAUGGAAUCUAUUUUCUUUCCCCUUCUUCGUAUCUUGUUUUGUAAUUUUUCUCAUGUUCCUGGUUAGGACAGUGUUGCACACACAGUAAACUCCUUUGACCAAAGAA
Grammomys surdaster is the source of this 2379-nucleotide messenger RNA. RefSeq names its product transmembrane protein 25 (gene Tmem25). The record is from RefSeq and is a predicted model, not a curated record. Gene Ontology annotation, biological process: negative regulation of excitatory postsynaptic potential. Lineage: Eukaryota; Metazoa; Chordata; Mammalia; Rodentia; Muridae. The coding region runs from base 87 to 1184 and encodes 365 amino acids. The transcript has 9 exons.